Messenger RNA from Paramecium pentaurelia, 1590 nucleotides. NCBI's taxonomy places the organism in Eukaryota, Ciliophora, Oligohymenophorea, Peniculida, Parameciidae. The record is from the annotation of a GenBank genome assembly.
AUGGAAAUUGAAGAAAAGUAUAACUUAUUGAUAAUUGGAGGAGGACCUGCUUCUGUUAAAUUUUUAUAUAAUUUGUUUAGGACAUCUAGGUAUUAGUUUUUAAUUCUAUAAUAAAGAUUGCCUGAAUAUUUGAAUGGAUUAGGAAUAGGGAUUGUAGAGAAAGGGAAAUGUUUUGGCUCUGGAAAUUUAGAGAAUAAAAUGAAUUAUACAACAUAUCCAGCAACUGAAUUGUUGAAAUUAAUGUACUUUCAUAAAACAAACUAAAUGAUAUCAAUCUGUAAAGAUCUAACAGAUACUCAGGCUUAUAAGACUCUUAUAUAAUAUGGAGAGAAAUGUCCACCAAAAUCAUUAGCAGGAUACUUCUUAAGAUUGUUAGGUAGUGUGUUGUUGAAACAUAUAUACACACUUAAAAAAUUACAAAUAUUUCAUCCCCAAAGAGAAGCAAUAGCAAUCAGACUGUUAGCUGAUGGAUGGUUUUAGAUAAGAACACAAAGCUUAUCGUAAAAUUAUUAAUAUAAUUUAUAUAUAGAGCUGAUACUCAAAUAAAAGAUAAGUACAGAACAAUAAAAGCAAGAGUACAAUAAAUAAAUGAUUUUUUAAGCAUAUAUUACUUUGUACAGGAAGAGAGUAAACCCCAGCAGACAUAUUUUGUUAAGAAUAAGGAUUGAUCGAAACUCUAAAAUAAAAUCCAAGACAUAUUGUAGGAAGUGGACAAAAAGCAUUCGAGUGUGCAGAACUAUUACUUAGUGGUCCUGUUAUGUAUAUUAAUAAUGAACAAAUAAAUGCUUAUACUUAAAAAGUAUAUACUUGUCCAUUAUGUAAAUCAUUGAAGUGUUCAUGUUUUGGAUCACUUGUACCAUAAAAAUAUAUUUGGCAUUAUACAGUAAGACAUGAUAAUAUAAGGAUGUUGCAUUACCUGAAUACAAAAAGGGAGAGCUUAAAAUUUAUUUUACGAAACCUCCUAGACCAUAUUUUAAUAAUCAUUAGAAUGAUUAUAUUACAAUUCCAGAAUAGUAAAUAAAUAAGAAAGGGGAAGCAAAUUAUCUUACAGGAUUGAGGGGUAAAUCAAAAAUCUUAUUUUUGAAAAUGCUUGCCACUUAAGAAGUUAGAGUUUCACUUUCUUAAGAUGAACCAAAUUCAAAUUAAUUUAUUGAUGGAAAAGAAUGCAAAUGCAAUUAAAUAGAAAUUAAGGAUACAGAUGGGAAUUUAGUUUAAUUUUAAUAUAGUUUUGGAUUAUAUUAAUUAGAUGAGAAAGGGAGAAUGAAAACACAAAAAGGAAGUUUAAGAAAUUUGUUUUGUUAUGGUUCUAAUUGUAUAACAUAAGAACAAUUAGAAAGGGGAUGUUAAGAUGAAUAUGGAGAUUGUAGUAUAGGAUUUGAUGAAUACGAUUUAUUCUUUAUAAACAUAAAGAAUGAAAUCAAUAAUUAAUGGUUUGAUAAUAAUGAAUUUCCAUUGACUGCACAAUCUCAUGUAUCUAAAGGUGGUGAUUUUGAUUCAGAUCCAAGUGUUCAUUCUGAAGUAGUAGAGACAGAAACAUUUGCAUUAAAUUAAUUAUAGGAAUAAUUCAAAUAAAAGAAAAAAAAGAAAUGA